AACUCACAAAGUUUGCGAGAGAGAGAGAGAGAGAGGAGGAAGAAGCGAGGAGAAGGAAAAAUAGGGUCGUUUCAAUUGGGUUUCGAGAGAUGGAUCUCUCUUGUGUCUACGAAGGCGUACCAGACUGUGGGCUUCGUAAUGGAAACCGUCGGCUUACCGAUGAAGAGUGGGACAAAUAUCAAAAAGUCACCGAGGAUUCCGAGGGAUUUGACACUGUGAGAUUUCCUAAAGAAGUGGUUGAGUUUGGUAUAAUCAUGCCAAUUCUAGUAUGCGAGAAAGAUUUUGCAAGAGAAUAUGAGAUGUACAAGAAGUGUUCACAGGCAGCGCUUGACGUAUACAACCGGCGGGAGGAUACACAAUUCCAAUUUGGGAAGGUUCUUAAGACAAAUGCCCUAUUUUGUCGAUCGUGCACUUUCUACCUCACCUUCCAGGCUAGAGAUACAAUUACUCAUGUUUGUGAGAACUUCCAAGCAAAAGUGCGCAUUUUCAUGCAAGAUACACCAGAUGUGGAACUUGUCAGGCUCGAAGCUCGGAGCUCCGUCAAUCUUGUGCCCGACCCCGUCUUCGCUCAAUGGAAGCCCUCUGAACGCGUUCUCGCUCUCACUCCUGAACAGACUCAAGAGGUCCGACUACGGCUUAAUGUCGAAGUUGCUGUACCUUCAGAAUCCACUCCUGUGCCACCACCUAUUGAAUCUUUUACAGACAUGUGCUUGCACUCGAGCAUCAUGAAGGAUAUGGCCUUUCACAAGUACAGUAGACCCACUUCUAUUCAGGCUCAAGCCAUGCCAGUUGCUCUUAGUGGAAGGGAUCUUCUGGGUUUUGCAGAGACUGAUAGUGGCAAAAUUGCUGCAUUCACUAUUCCAAUGAUACAGCAUUGCUUGGCUCAGCCACUUGUUCGCCGUGGUGAUGGGCCUUUGGCAUUGGUAUUGGCUCCAACAAGAACGCUUGCCCAACAAAUAGAGAAAGAGGUUAAAGCUUUUAGCAGAUCUCUGGAGUCCUUCAAAACUGCAAUAGUUGUGCGUGGAACCAACAAUGCUGAGCAGUGGUCUGAGCUACGAGCAGGAGUGAAUAUAGUGGUUGCUACCCCCCGAAGAUUUAUUGAGCACUUACUGCAAGGGAACACUUCUCUAUCUAGAAUUUCAUAUGUUGUUUUAGAUGAGGCUGAUAGAAUGCUGGAUUUGGGUUUUCAACCACUAAUUGAAGAGGUUAUGCGUGAUCUUCCAGUAAAGCAUCAAACUUUGUUGUUUGGUAAAACCAUGCGAUGGGAUAUCGAAUCACUUGCACAGGAGUACCUGACUGACCCAGUGCGAGUACAGGUGAGAAAGGCGAGCAGCUCAACAACAAAAGAAGCCCAAUUUUUCCGCGUGGCUCUUGAGGAUGAGAAGAUUGACCAGCUCCUGUCAUUUCUUUUUGAGGAGGCCGCUAGAGCUGAAAGAUUCCGCCGCCCAUUUCGUUUGACCAUUGUUUUUGUCGUGAAGAAGAUGAGGUGUGAUGAAGUUGUAGACACAUUGGUAGCGCAAGGUUUUCAUGCAGUUGCUCUUCACGGGGGCCGCAGUCAAAGCGAAAGAGAAGCUGCACUUCGUGAAAUUAGGAAUGGCUCUGCAAAGAUUUUGGUUGCGACAGAUGUUUCUCUUGGUUUUGAUGUGACUGGAGUUGAUCUUGUUGUGAAUCUUGAUCUUCCUAAGGCCAUGGAAGACUAUGUACACCGUAUUGGAAGGACAGGAUCAAGUGGACAAGCUAUUUCAUUUUACACUUCUCGUGACAUGUUCCUUGUGGCGCAAAUAAGGCGAGUAUUCCACAGUGGUUGGCUGAAGGAUAUGACUGCUGCAUACGGAGAGGCUAAAAAGGCUGAGGACAGGAUGACUCCGUCACUGUUCAAGACAGAAGGUUUGGCCGCUGGUACUUGGGUCUUGGGAUGACUGAUGAAGUUCUAUGUUGUGUUAACAAGAUAGGAUGAUCUUUUUGAUGUUUGGCAGCUAAAAGCCAUGGCUUGUGGACCGUAGAGACCCGUAUUUAAAUUUUCUAAUUUGAACGUUUAUAAAUGUGAAAAGUUGUGAUUGAAUGUGAAUUUGGAGGCUCAAUGUGUAAAUGCAAGAAAGUUUGAGACUUAA
This is a messenger RNA of Rhododendron vialii, 2111 nucleotides long. RefSeq names its product ATP-dependent RNA helicase DBP2-like. Gene Ontology annotation, molecular function: nucleic acid binding; RNA helicase activity; ATP binding. The record is from RefSeq and is a predicted model, not a curated record. The transcript is spliced from 18 exons. Bases 90 to 1919 code for a protein of 609 amino acids. Lineage: Eukaryota; Viridiplantae; Streptophyta; Magnoliopsida; Ericales; Ericaceae.